Molecule: messenger RNA, 1761 nt
Organism: Haliotis rufescens (red abalone)
Lineage: Eukaryota; Metazoa; Mollusca; Gastropoda; Lepetellida; Haliotidae
Product: GDP-fucose protein O-fucosyltransferase 1-like
Exons: 8
Coding region: 70-1158 (362 amino acids)
Biological process (GO): regulation of Notch signaling pathway; protein O-linked glycosylation via fucose; Notch signaling pathway
Cellular component (GO): endoplasmic reticulum
Molecular function (GO): peptide-O-fucosyltransferase activity
Source: RefSeq, a predicted model, not a curated record
GAAAAAGUUGGUUCACAUGUCGGGUGACUGUUCACAAACAAAACUGGUUACACCACUCUUCGGUAUAUAAUGAAUAUAAGACUAAAAUGCCAUGUCUUCACUAAAUAUUUCUGUGUUAUAAUGAGUCUUCUGCAAGGAAUGACAGCUGAUAUAAAAUGGGAUCCGAGGGGAUACAUUUUGUACUGCCCCUGCAUGGGUAGAUUUGGUAAUCAGGCGGAUCACUUCCUUGGUGCACUGGCGUUUGCAAAGAGCUUGGACAGGACCCUUGUGUUGCCACCAUGGAGGACAUAUAAAAACAUCCCAUUUGAUGAAUGGUUCCAAUUGGGUCCUUUGGAAGAAUAUCAUCGCGUUAUACUGGCCGAGGACUUCAUGACCGACUUAGCUCCGACCCACUGGCCACCGGAGCAGAGGCAGGGCUGGUGUUGGAUGCUGUCCAGUGACACGGACCGGGACUGCAAGAUGAAGGAAGGGAAUCCAUUCGGGCCCUUUUGGGAUGGACUGAAUGUGGACUUCGUUGAUGAUGUGAUCUACAACAUGGGCUACGACUACACACAGAUCUGGAUUGACAGGUAUCCAGCCAGCAAGUACCCAGUGAUGUCCUUCAAGGGAGCCCCAGCUUCCUUCCCUGUCAAAGAGGAGCAUGUGCAUCUACAUAAAUACCUUCAGUGGUCAGAGAAGAUGGAACUAGAAGCCUUGGAUUAUAUCAACAAGAAUUUUCCUGGCGACAUUUAUGUUGGUUUACAUAUGAGAAAUGGGCAAGAUUGGGAGAAUGCAUGUGUACAUGCUGAGGGGCGGUCAGCCUUCAUGGCCUCACCACAGUGUUUGGGGUACACCGGAAAAGGAAAGGUCACCACGAAGAUGUGUCUGCCGCCAGCUGAAGAAGUUCUAAGAUUAACCAGGGAGGUUGUUGUGUCAUCCAAGGCCAGAGUUGUCUAUGUGGCAACUGAUAGAAACCCCAUGCUGCCGGAGUUGCGGGAGCACUUGAAAGACCUUCAGGUGCAGAUAUUUCACCUUGACCCAUGGCUACCUCAAGUUGACCUUGCCAUUUUAGGUAUGGCUGACCAUUUUAUUGGAAACUGUGUAUCCUCAUUCACUGCCUUUGUCGCACGAGAAAGAAAAGUGAACAAGAAACCAACAUAUUUUUGGGGCUAUUCAUAGCAUUGUCUUAAGUUUGGGCAUAUUUUUUACAUCUUUUCUUUUACAGGAUUUAGUUUAUUUACCAAGAACUGUGUUUUUGUCUUGGGGUGAUAUUUAUGGUGAAUGGCUAUUUUGUGUGAUUGCUUGAUAUUGAUCCUGCUAUUGCUAUGAACACAAGUGUAUCAGAUUAAUAUGGUUGUUUUGGUUUUUUUUAAAAAGGCAGACUGUCCAGUUGUGAAUUAUUAUCCAUUAUUAUUGUUACCGUACCUUUAACCCUGUAUGAUACAUUCCUAUAUCGUGAUGCAGUGUAUCUGAGGUAUGGUAACCAUGCUUUUGUAUUUAGUCCUUUAUUGACCAAUAUUGUGCAGCUAUUCUCCAAACGUACAGAAGAAUAAGUGUGCAUAUACUUGAUUGAAUACUUAUAAAUUAUUAUGAGGGCACAGAUGGCCCAGUCGUAUAAGGUGCCCCAGUUCAGGGUGCAGAGUUGCUUCCCUUAGCAAGUAUUUAUCCACGAUUCUAAACUAAAUGCCCAUGUAAAGAUAAGAAUUUAUGGAUAAACAACUUCUUUAUUACAAUUAAGAGCGAUGUUUCGGUGUAGGUUCCAACACCGUUAUCAAGCACUAA